UUAUAAAUAAAUUUGUGAUAUCUAUUAUAACGUAAAAUUUUUUUACAGAUUCUUCAUCAUAAAUAUUUUUUAAGGACAUGGAAUCUGAUAAAAAUGGCUCGUUUGAUGAAAAAUAUCUUUUAGUUGCUAAAGCUGAUAAUGUAAAACACAUUUCAUCUUUGUUAAGAGCAGUUAAUUUCAAAGACGUUGGUGUAUGUUUUGCAACUGAACAUGGCUUAAAAAUAGUAGUUGAAGAUUCUAAAUGUGUGCAAGCAAAUACCUUUAUUGGUUGUGAAAUAUUUCAAGAAUAUCAACUUAGUGAUGACACUGUUGCUUUUCGUGUUGAUCUCAAUACAUUGAUUGAAUGCUUAACAAUAUUUGAUGGAUGCUCAACUAACCCUAGUUUCACAACUGCUCUAAAGUUAACAUACAAAGAAUAUGGAUCUCCAGUAAAAUUAUUGUUAGAAGAAGGAGGUAUUAUAACAGAUUGCUCUUUAAGAACAAUGGAAGUAUUUGACAUUUUAGAUUUUAGUAUACCUGCUGAAUCAACUAUUAGUAAAAUUAUCUUAAGAUCCUCUGAUUUCAAAGACAUACUCAGUGACAUUGAUAGCACAUCUGAUUAUGUUGAAUUCAUGUUUUCUGAAGAACCACAGUUUUUUAAAAUAUCAACUUCUGGAAUAGCAGGAAAAUGUAGUGUUGAGAUACCAUCUAAAAGCGAAAUAAUGGAACAGUUUGUUUGUAAUGCAACAAUAACUGUUAAAUAUAAGUAUAAACAAAUCAAGCCAUUUUUAAAAUGUAUGAACAUAUCACAAAAAACAUUAAUACGAACAAAUGAAGAAGGACUAUUAUGCUGUCAAUUUAUGGUGCAAGUAGAUAGUCAUACUUGUUAUUUAGAAUAUUUUGGGGUUUGAACCCGGACUUCCCCCCCGUAUGUAUGCAACUGGCUUUAAGUAUCAUGCAAAAAAUCCAAUAUUUCCAAUCUAUCUGCUACCCACUAUAACAAAAUAAUUCUGGUAUGUUAGGAACAAAACCCUCCAUUUAGAACUGAAAAUAAAAUAUGUAAAACAAAUUACUUAUACUGCAUACCGAAACUCCACCAAAAAUUUAUCUCUCAUACUAAUCCUAACAUAAAAGUCAACUUGCUUUACUUCACAUCUCUAACAAUUUCAUUAGAAGACUUAAACAUAAGUGGUGUAGAGACCUUCUUUAUUAAAAUUAUUCCUCUCUAGUACUCAAAGUAGCUCCCCAUUCCUACAUCCCAUCAAUUUCUGUUAAAUUUUUUUUUUUUUCAUUAUUACUUGUGCUUUAUUUUA
This is a messenger RNA of Sipha flava (yellow sugarcane aphid), 1292 nucleotides long. Its product is annotated as cell cycle checkpoint protein RAD1-like. The record is from RefSeq and is a predicted model, not a curated record. NCBI's taxonomy places the organism in Eukaryota, Metazoa, Arthropoda, Insecta, Hemiptera, Aphididae. Gene Ontology annotation, cellular component: checkpoint clamp complex; nucleus. Gene Ontology annotation, biological process: DNA damage checkpoint signaling; DNA repair. The coding region runs from base 78 to 890 and encodes 270 amino acids. The transcript is spliced from 6 exons. Gene Ontology annotation, molecular function: 3'-5' exonuclease activity.